This is a messenger RNA of Parnassius mnemosyne (clouded apollo), 960 nucleotides long. The record is from the annotation of a GenBank genome assembly. Lineage: Eukaryota; Metazoa; Arthropoda; Insecta; Lepidoptera; Papilionidae.
AUGUUCAAUAACAGGCACUGGGUAUUCCAACAAGAUUCGGCGCCAGCUCAUAGAGCGAAGAGCACACAAGACUGGCUGGCGGCGCGUGAAAUCGACUUCAUCCGGCACGAAGACUGGCCCUCCACAAGUCCAGAUUUGAAUCCGUUAGAUUACAAGAUAUGGCAACACUUGGAGGAAAAGGCGUGCUCAAAGCCUCAUCCCAAUUUGGAGUCACUCAAGACAUACUUGAUUAAGGCAGCCGCCGAUAUUGACAUGGACCUCGUUCAAAUAAAGGAAGAUUCCGCUGUUGAUUCUCACUUGAACUAUGCACACAUAAAGCUCAUGUGUCUGAAUAGAGACAAAAUAUGUAGAAAUGAUGGUACUAACUUAUGCGCCGUACGCUUCGUGGACAAAAACAAACAAUACAAAGAUUUUGAAAAUGCUUGCUAUUUAUUUUAUAAUAACAUGUGCGAGAAUCCGGGCAAAGAAUUUGCCAUAGUGACCAGCGGUAGUUGCGAGCAGUACAAUAAUUCGCGAAGAAACACCUUACGUAAUGGACCAGUUGCAGAUGCUAAGAAUGGAACAUCAACAGCGAAAACAACUAUGAGCACCCUGUAUAGCAUCGUUACGGCCUUUGACCAGCACGUAUGCCCGCUCUCGUGUCCGGACAUAUACAACCCUGUGUGCGUCAAUGUUAACAGGCGAUUGGGAAAAUACGCUAAGCUAUUACAUUUCGUAAAUCAUUGCGCCGGGGAUGUGUACUAUUGUAAGCACCAGGAAGAAUUUAGUCCAGCGCCUCAAAAUGACGAGAAAGUUGAAACCUCCCUUCUGAGUUGGUCUUAUUGUGGAUCCAUAAGAUAUCUGCAACUCGCUCGCUUCUCCGAGAUGACAUCGUCCAUGGGUCAUUACGGAUGGUUGUCUGGAAACUACAAGUACUCUCACAUUAUGGAGCCUCACGAAAGAAUGAAGGGAUAUGGAUAG